Molecule: messenger RNA, 2278 nt
Organism: Exophiala mesophila
Lineage: Eukaryota; Fungi; Ascomycota; Eurotiomycetes; Chaetothyriales; Herpotrichiellaceae
Exons: 2
Coding region: 364-1587 (407 amino acids)
Source: RefSeq, a predicted model, not a curated record
CCUCUCGCGUCGCCAUCGUCACUCGCUUCAAGCAUUUUCUUACUUAUCACUCACCUACUCCGUGCCUCUUCGCGCCUCUAUUGAAUUGACUUUUGUACUUCACCUAGCCUCGUGUCUUUCUUUCCACCUCACCUUUUCCUCACAAUGUCCCUAAUCUACUUUCCCCUUCUCUAAGCCUCAAGACUGUAUGUCUGCUACCUUGGAAUUCCCAGCCUUGGUUUGAACGCCACAUUCUUUGCCCCAGAAAACCCCACCAGCCGCCAUGCAGUGACAGCAACAGUGUGACUUCUUCUUCUGUCAGUUCGUGUCGCGACCUCGACUUGCUGCCUUCAGGAACUGCAGUCAUUCCCUGCCCAUCAUCAUAUGGCAGGACCGAUUCUUCAUUCCGAUGGCUUCAGGUCAAGGCGUCGCUGGCUCAUCAUCCUGACCUCUUUUGCCUUCAUUGGCCUGGUCGUGUCCUUUGUCACCCACUAUCGUCAAAACUACUAUGGCCAGCUCUCCUUCCCUUCUCCAGACAGCCACACUGGCUAUUCCACAGAUCUUCAGGUCAAGGACUUUGUCAAACCUGCUGGUAUCAAGAUCAUUGGUUUCAUCUUUUUCGGCCGGAGGAGUCGCGUCGAGAUCCUGCGAUGUUUCUUAGAGCGCAAUCUGGUCGACAACGGUGGCUGGCUCGACGAAAUCCACUGGGUCCGGAACACCGCCCGGAAAUCUGAUAUCGCCUAUCUCAACGAAAUAUUGGCUUCGUCGCCCCGAUAUAAAGCCAUCGAACUCAAAGGUGUCGGCUACGAGGGCUAUGGUCAUGCCUGGGCCAAAUUGGAGCCGGGAAAUCUCUAUAUCAAGAUCGACGACGACGUUGUGUGGUUUGCCGAUGACACCAUCCCACGCAUCGUAACCAUGAAGAUGCAACACCCCGAAUAUCUGACCGUCAGCGCCAACGUGGUCAAUUCUCCCUUGAUGGGCUGGGUUCAUCACCACAUGGGAGCUAGCCGGCCCUAUUUACCCGAGUUCGACGUCUACGAGCCGCCGUUGAUAGAUUCGCUCCCCAAGCUCAACGCACGAAAGCCGUGGCAGUACACCAAGUAUCCACUCUGGUCCGGACCCAAGGAUUACUUCUUCGACUCAUUUCAAGACCCCCCCUACGACGGUCAUCGCUGGCUACGUCUGCACAAUGACUCGGACAUCCACCGCACUCCCAUUGUUGACAUCCAAUAUGACACCUGGGGCACUGGUCUCAAAUCAUGGGCCAUUGCCGCACAGGAACAUUAUUCCUUCCUUGAGAACUUGGCGGAAGACCGACUCGACGCGUACAAGAUGGGCAAGGCCUGGAUCACUGAUUAUCGCCGCCUGAGCAUCAACUUCAUAGUGGUCAUGGCCGACGACAUCCUCGACAACCUACCAAUGGACACGGUCGAUGAGGAGUGGAUCACUGUGAAUCUGCCCAAGAGACUGGGUAGAAGUGUCGCCGUGGACACCGAUGCCCUUGCUGUUCAUUUUACAUUUGGCACCCAAGGCAAAACCGAGAAAACCGAUCUUCUGCCUCGAUAUCACGACUAUGCUCUGGAAAAUGCAUGCGCUAGAAGAGUUUGAAAUCACUUCAUUCCCGCCACUGCAUUACGCCUUGCUGGCAAGAGUCUAAUCUCAUACACAACUCCAAGAAGUUCCGUGACCUUUAGAGUCGAAUUUGAAAGGCUCAAACAGUAACAUCGAGGGAGUUCAUAGGUUCUGCGGAAAGACCUUGGCACGAAAUCACCGAGCUUCCGAUUUCCUAAAGAUUGACGGCCUCAGCAAAUCGAACAGACGAUAGAUCCUUCGGCCUAGAGAACGCCAAAUACAAGUUAAAGGUUUCACCAUAACUGCGCCUCUCGAGUGGAGCAUAGUUAUAUCAAAAAUGUCUAGCUGUUUCGAGAAUUGGCCUUGGCAUCUACCUUGAUCCGAAAGAGGAAUGCUCCGUACAUCAGCCACAUUGUGUGCCCACAGAGCCAGCUAAAGGGUGUUUGCAUUUUCAUAUCACAUCCUCGCGACGAAAAUUCUCCGACCUCUCGUCUGCUAUUUGCACAGCCACUGUGAACCGAAAGAUGUGUCAUUGCGAUAAGCGGACGCGAAGGAUCGAUGGAAAGCGCCGUAUAGACAGUCAGCCCGCCUGAACUCUCAAGUGAAACAUGAAGCCUUUUAUUAGCAUCAUGAGGAAGGGAUUUCUCUUCUAUCUGCAAGUGAGAGUUGGUGACUUGGCUACUAUGAGAAUCUCAGCUGGUUGUAAUGCCCUACUUAGACUUCUGAC